Molecule: messenger RNA, 4500 nt
Organism: Oncorhynchus gorbuscha (pink salmon)
Lineage: Eukaryota; Metazoa; Chordata; Actinopteri; Salmoniformes; Salmonidae
Product: H(+)/Cl(-) exchange transporter 3-like
Exons: 16
Coding region: 619-3072 (817 amino acids)
Biological process (GO): chloride transport; transmembrane transport
Cellular component (GO): early endosome; synaptic vesicle; Golgi apparatus
Molecular function (GO): voltage-gated chloride channel activity
Source: RefSeq, a predicted model, not a curated record
CCCCCCACUAGACAGUACAGCCACAAAGUCUUUAAUAUUAUGAAAACUAAAAAUAACUUUUGGUCUUAAUUUAACGUUAGGGUUAGUCAUAAGGUUAGCAGUGUGGUUACGGUUAGGUUUAAAAAAUAAUCGAAAUUGUAGAAAUAGGCGGGGUUUAUUACUUUAUGUAUGUAUGAAUUAACUAGUGACGACCCACAGGAGCGGGACAAAAAACAUGGGAAGAAUGUCAAAUAUAUUUGAGUAAAAACUCUCCGUUUCUACUCAAGAAAAGGAUGAUUCGGUAUGUCCCGGGUGGAAUAGGGAUUGCAAAGGACUGGAGUAAUGCUGGAGUAGCCUGAUGCUGGAGUAGCCUGAUGCUGGAGUAGCCUGAUGCUGGAGUAGCCUGAUGCUGGAGUAGCCUGAUGCUGGAGUAGCCUGAUGCUGGAGUAGCCUGAUGCUGGAGUAAUGCUGGAGUAGCCUGAUGCUGCAGUAGUCUGAUACUGGAGUAUUGGUGGAGUAGUCUGAUACUGCAGUAGACAGCCUACACAGGUCGGUGAAAUCAAAACAUGAGGUGCCUGCUGCACUGCAGGACCAGGACCCCCUGUGGAUUUCACUCACAAAUCAGGAUCUAACUACGUCAUGUCUAACGGGGGAGGGGUGCUGAGCAGCACCACCCACCUGCUGGACUUCCUGGAGGAGCCCAUUCCGGGGGUUGGCACCUACGACGACUUCCACACCAUCGACUGGGUCCGGGAGAAGUGCAAGGACCGGGAACGCCACCGCAAGAUCAACGCUAAGAAGAAGGAGUCUGCGUGGGAGUUCACCAAGAGCCUGUAUGAUGCCUGGUCUGGAUGGCUGGUAGUGACGCUGACAGGACUGGCCUCAGGUGCCCUGGCGGGUCUGAUCGACAUCUCUGCUGAUUGGUUGAACGACAUCAAGGAGGGGGUGUGUCUGAAUGCCAUGUGGUUUAAUCACGAGCAGUGCUGCUGGGGCUCCAACGAGACCACUUUCGCUGAGAGGGACAAGUGUCCUCAGUGGAAGAGCUGGGCGGGGCUCAUCCUGGGCCAGGAAGAGGGUCCUGGUUCCUACAUCAUGAACUACUUCAUGUACAUCUACUGGGCUUUGUCCUUUGCCUUGCUGGCUGUGUUACUGGUUAAGGUGUUCGCCCCCUACGCCUGUGGCUCAGGCAUACCUGAGAUAAAGACUAUCCUGAGUGGGUUCAUCAUCCGGGGUUACCUGGGGAAGUGGACCCUGCUGAUCAAGACUGUGACCCUGGUGCUGGCUGUAGCGUCUGGGCUGAGCCUGGGGAAAGAGGGACCCCUGGUCCAUGUGGCCUGCUGCUGUGGAAACAUUUUCUCAUACCUCUUCCCCAAGUACAGCAAGAACGAGGCCAAGAAGAGAGAGGUCCUAUCUGCAGCAUCAGCGGCUGGGGUGUCUGUGGCUUUUGGUGCUCCCAUAGGAGGAGUACUCUUCAGCUUGGAGGAGGUGAGCUACUACUUCCCUCUGAAGACUCUGUGGCGCUCUUUCUUCGCUGCGCUAGUGGCAGCCUUCGUCCUCCGCUCCAUCAACCCGUUUGGCAACAGCCGUCUGGUCCUGUUCUAUGUGGAGUACCACACCCCCUGGUACCUGUUUGAGCUUAUCCCCUUCAUCCUGCUGGGGGUGUUUGGAGGCCUCUGGGGGGCCUUCUUCAUCAAGGCCAACAUCGCCUGGUGCCGAAGGAGGAAGUCCACCCGCUUCGGGAAAUACCCCGUCCUGGAGGUCAUCUUCGUGGCAGCCAUUACAGCCGUGGUGGCGUUCCCCAACCCCUACACGCGACAGAACACCAGCGAGCUGAUUAAGGAGUUGUUCACUGACUGUGGGCCCCUGGAGUCGUCCCAGCUGUGUCAGUACAGGAGUCAGAUGAAUGGGAGUAAGGCGUUUGUGGAUACGUCGCCUAACAAGCCGGCGGGGCCCGGGGUGUACACGGCCAUGUGGCAGCUGUGCCUGGCGCUCGUCUUCAAGAUUAUCAUGACAAUAUUCACCUUCGGACUCAAGGUUCCGGCAGGCCUAUUCAUUCCCAGUAUGGCCAUCGGGGCGAUCGCCGGGCGGAUUGUUGGCAUCGCCGUGGAGCAGCUGGCGUACUACCACCACGACUGGUUAGUGUUCAGGGAGUGGUGCGAGGUAGGCACCGACUGCAUCACCCCGGGACUCUAUGCCAUGGUGGGGGCCGCUGCAUGUCUGGGUGGUGUGACUAGGAUGACAGUGUCUCUCGUGGUUAUUGUGUUUGAGCUGACUGGCGGUCUGGAAUACAUUGUGCCCCUCAUGGCGGCCGUCAUGACCAGCAAGUGGGUGGGCGACGCCUUUGGGCGUGAGGGCAUCUACGAGUCACACAUCCGCCUCAACGGGUAUCCUUUCCUGGACGCCAAGUCAGAGUUCACACAUACCACACUGGCGCGGGAGGUGAUGCGCCCGCAGCGUAGUGAUCCGCCGUUAGCGGUGCUGACACAGGACGACCUGACGGUGGAGGAACUUCAGGUGAUCAUCAACGAGACCGGCUACAAUGGCUUCCCUGUCAUCGUCUCCAAGGAGUCUCAGAGACUGGUGGGCUUCGCCCUGCGCAGGGACAUCACCAUCGCUAUAGAAAACGCACGGCGAAAGCAGGAGGGUAUCCUGCUGACCUCGCGGGUCUACUUCACGCAGCACGCCCCCACGCUGCCCGCCGACAGCCCGCGGCCCCUCAAGCUGCGCUCCAUCUUGGACAUGAGCCCCUUCACCGUCACUGACCACACGCCCAUGGAGAUAGUGGUGGACAUCUUCCGCAAGCUGGGACUUCGCCAGUGUCUGGUGACACACAACGGGAUUGUAUUGGGCAUCAUCACUAAGAAGAAUAUAUUAGCGCAUCUGGAGGAGCUCAAGGAACACACGGAGCCCCUGGCGUCUCCUUGGUAUUAUCACAAAAAAAGAUAUCCUUCGUCAUAUGGCCCAGUUGACCAACCAAGAUCCCGACAACAUAAUGUUCAACUAGUCACCUCCUUCCCAGGUCGUCACGAUGAUGAGGAGGAGAACGAGGAGGAGGUGGUGCACCUACUGGAGGGUCGAGGCUCCUCUCUAUGACAAACAGCCCCCCCCCCCCCCCCCAUGGAACCCUGUCCCUAACCAUAGUGACUGAGAGCCUUAGUGACUAGGGACCCUCCCACAGAGCCCUAGUGGCCACAGGAAGGAUGAGAGAGACAGAUUAAAGGGAUAUUAAAUGGCUGUUUUUGAAGGAUGUUCCGGCCACAAAGUCGCAGCUACUACGGACUGGGACAUAUAUACCCAAGGAACACACAUUUAACACACACACAUACAGGAGCUCACACUCACUCAUACAAACACAGAUGCCAGACAAGAGCACACACUUGACCUCCUACACACACACACACGCACACACACACACCCUUCAUGCUCCUCCACCCAUGUCCUAUUCCUAUUGGUUUAUACUAGCAGACAUUGCUGUGAGCCUAAUGCCUGGCUGCCAGGGUGAGACGUCAGAAUGAUCCUCUAGGACACAAGGAGGGACCUUCAGACACACCGAUUUGCUGUCUGCCAGAUGCCCUGCCAGGCUCCGACCCCACUCUGUCCCUCCCUCACACCCCGUCCAUCCUCAAAAUAAUUGUUUACCUGGGAACUGUGUGUGAGAGCAAUCAAGAGUGCUUGUGUGUGUGUGUCACGAGCACCUCAACAUUCCAUUCAGGUUGUUAUAGUAACCCCCUAAAGACAACCCUUGAUAUUAGACUGGGCCUCGAUCCAAGGGAGAUUUGCUUUAAUGUGAGCGAAGGAGAGAGAGCUAGAGGGUUGUCAAGGAUACAAGCAGGAUGUACUGUAGUAGUUCAUGUCUGAGUGUAUGGAUGUGUGUUGUAGUUCAGUAUGUGAAAACAGAUGCAGUGUUGUACAGAAGAGUCUGAUACUCAUCAGUUACUCCCUGUUGAACUAAAGAACUGUGUGAGCAGGUCCCAUUAGGAUGGAGACCUAGCAACACUCCGACAGUGAAGGUGGGGAGAGUUUGUAGAAGAAAAUAUUAAAAGGUUGAGUUACUCUAACUGGAGAUAAGUUUUUUUUUUACUAUUGCUACUACUUUUAGUAUUGAUAUCUACAUAAUGAAGUAACGAGACAAAGUCAAGACUGGAGAACUGCACUUUGUCUUUCCAAGUGAACAACAUAAAUGAUGAUGAUGAUGAUGUCGAUGGUAAUACUACACAGUAACCGUGUCUUGAAGAUUUGACUUUGCUUAAUUAAGCUGUUUCAUGGUGUGAGAAAUGUAUCUUUCAAGGCUCCUCUUCCCAGUCGUCAACAAGAACAAUUCAACAUACUUUUCUCUGUAUGUCGGUUUUAACCAAUAUAAACCAUUUUAAAUCGACUUCCAGCAUUCCAUGGUUGCGUCACAAAUGGCACCCUAUUCCCUAUAUAGAGCACUACUCUUGAACAUGGCACCCUAUUCCCUAUAUAGAGCACUACUCUUGAACAUGGCACCCUAUUCCCUAUAUAGAGCACUACUCUUGAACA